AUGUGGCCGUACGAUCCUCAUCUUGCGGCUCCUGUCUGUUCCUCGUCUCCACCGCCGGGUUCCUCUGAUUUUCACCGCUUCGUCUCCCAGUUUGAUCUCUCUCCCCUUCCUCGUUUUCCUCUUCACUACUGCUGCUCGACGCAUGUGCUUCCUCCCUAUAAGAAGGGUCUGCUCGUUCUUCCGGAUCAGUAUCGAGAGUGGUUAAAGCCCUUCGCCCCGCUGCUUGGAACGCGUUUUCCGGUCCUCCGCCUACGCCGCUUACAGCCCGUCUCCCGCGGCCGCGUCCUCUUCCGCUGCGCGAUGGUGAUUGCCGGAGGUCCUGAGCUGUCGCCAGUGCGUGCUGUCGUUGCGUCAGUGGUGAUCGAAAAAUCACAGGCGGUAUCUGCCUCGGCGACGGCUGCGAUGAAACCGCCAUUGCCGCCUGCCCCGAAGCCCGCGUCGUCAGCACCUGCGGUCCCUGUUCUCCCGAACCCGGCUCCCCCUGCUGCUGAUUCGCCCCCAGCUGCUGCCGCGACUCAGUCUGGCCCCGCUGCCCCUGUGGUUGCCCCUCACGCUCUCCCGCGUCAAGAGCCUGAACACGUGGCCUCCGCUGCUGUCGUUGUGCCACCAGCUGCCGCCGUCCCUGCUGCCCCAGCUGCUCUGGGCACCGACCUGGCGCUGGCGGCGGUGUCCGCCACCACUGGCGGCCUUGCCCCGGCGGUGGAGUCUGUUGGGGCUGUUCAGUCGGCGCCUGCUGCGCCGCUGGGGCCGUCUGUCUACUCGUCCCUCGGUCUCCUUGCUCUCGCGAUGGUGAUUGCUGGUGCUGACGAGCCGUCGCCAGAGCUCGCUGCCUCUUGGUCGGCUGUGGUCGUCAAGCCCCCGUCGGAACCUAAAGGGGCGACCACGGCGAUGAAGCCCCCUCUCCCUCCUGCUCCGAAGCCCGCGUCAGCAGUCUCUGAAAUGCCUCCUCCCCUCGCACCCGAUGCUCCUGUUGCCGUGACUGCCCUUGUCCAGUCCGUGCCUGUUGCUUCUCCCUCCCCUCCGGCUGCUGCUCCUGCUCCACCGGCUGAUUCUGUUGUACCGUCGGUACCCGCGCCUGCCGGGGCCGUUGCUGAUCCCCCGGUUCCCCUCCCUGGCGCGCCCGCUGCACCGUCCGUUUCUGCCCCCGCCGACCUUGCUUCGGCGUCUGCUUUGCCGCCAAAGGCGGCUUCCGCCACCACUGCCGACCCGGCUCUGCUAGUGUCGCCCGCUGUGGCGCUUGCUGGUGCGCCGGCGGCCCCGGCAGUUCAGCCGUCGCGUCCCCCGUCACCUGACUGUCGACUAUCUCGGCCCCAUUCCCCCGCGCCCCAGCAGGAGCGUAGGUCGUCUCGCCGCAGGCGUGACUCACCGCGCCGUUAUCAGCAACAGGCGCACUCGCCUGCGCACCCUGGCGCCGUUGAGGCUCCUCGUCCGGCUGCGCUCCCCUUGAGUCCGUCGCCUGUCGCUGCACCCCCGCCACCGAUUCUCGUCCCGCCGGCUCCUGCUCCUGCUGCAUCGGCACCUCCCUCCGGCUCUCGUCUUCAUCUGCCGCCGGUCCCGCCUGUUGCGGGAGUAGAGUUUGUUGCUGUGGGUGGUGGCUCGUCGGCGCAGUAUUCCCACCACGAUGCUGCGGAUGGGCCACUUCUUUUCCUAACGGAGGCACUUCAGCCUCCGCAGACGCGUGUUCCCGAGGCGACGCUUGGCCAGCUCCACCGACUCGCGGAGAGCCUCCACGUGUUGCUGCUGAUUCAAGUGCUUGCUCACUCGUCCCUCCCCGUGAUUCCUGCAGAGACUUUCCGCGGCCGCCAGCGUGACACGUGCUUGGACGCGGCGGACCAGCUCGCAUCGCUGCUGGCGCCCGUGUUGGCUGCGCCCGCGGAGGGUGGCGCUGCUGCUGUGGGACAGCUUGACGAGGCUGUCCGAGGCUUGAGGCGGCACUUGCGCGCCGGAUCUGGAGCCGCGGCGAUCGGCGCAAGCACGCUUGUGGUCCGGGAGCUGUGGCGCUCCCUCACGGGCGUUCUUCACGCCCUUGGAGCUCACCGCAUGUAG
This is a messenger RNA of Closterium sp. Naga37s-1, 2046 nucleotides long. Lineage: Eukaryota; Viridiplantae; Streptophyta; Zygnematophyceae; Desmidiales; Closteriaceae. The record is from the annotation of a GenBank genome assembly.